AGUAAAAAGUAGUGCAAAUUAGAUUAGAAUACAUAAACACUAAUCUAAAAUUCAAUUAAAAGCGAUAAUAUUGAAAGAGAUUUAUAAAUGGCAACAUUAGAAGAUAAAUUAUUAGGCGAGAAACUGCAAUAUUAUUGCAGUAGUAGCGAAGGUGAAGAUAAUGAUGAAGAUGAUGCUGAAGGUAAAGAAUCUUGUAAACAAAGUGCUGGAGCUACUUGCUUAGAUCCUGGUGCAUGUCCUGAGCCACCAGCAGGAGGCUAUCGAUCGCAUACUUCAACUAAUACUGGUCCAAAAGGUGUCGUACAAGAUUGGCAACGUUUCAAACAAUUGCAAGCUGAAAAACGUGAAGAAAAUGAACGACAACGUCUCGAAUUAGCAAGAAAAUUGGCUGUAACUACAAGUACACCACAAGAAGAUGAAAAACGUAAAGAGCAGGAUGACAUUGAUGCAGAAUUAGCAGAACUAAUGAGCGAAGAUUUUUUGCAACAAUUCCAAAAGCAACGCAUGGUAGAAAUGUUAAAGCAAUGCGGACACACCAAUCAAUUCGGUAAAGUGAUGCAAUUAACCACACACGAAGAGUACUUAGAUUGUGUAGAGAAAGAAAACAAACACAUCACAGUUAUUAUACAUAUAUAUGAUAAUGCUGUAAGUGCUUGUGCUACGUUAAAUAAAUGCUUAGACACAUUAGCCACUGAAUAUCCGUCCAUUAAAUUUGCUAAAAUUGCUAGUUCCGUUGCUGGCAUGAGUCGAGAUUUUCGCGUGAAAGGCUUACCAGCGUUGUUGGUAUACAGAGCACAACUCUUGAUUGGCAAUUUUGUACGCAUUACUGAUGAUCUCUCCGAUGAUUUCUUUCCAUCCGAUGUUGAAAGUUUUUUAAUCGAAAACGGCGUUCUAGGAUAAAAAUUUAAUUUAAGUUUUUUUAAGUAUACAUUAUUCAUUCAAACGCAAACCUAAACACUCAUUUAAUAUUUAAAAUUUUUAUUUAAUCUAUUUAAAAUUAUAAGUUAAAGAAAUGCGAUAAACUGGGUAAACCCAUAUUUUGU
Molecule: messenger RNA, 1043 nt
Organism: Teleopsis dalmanni
Lineage: Eukaryota; Metazoa; Arthropoda; Insecta; Diptera; Diopsidae
Product: phosducin-like protein
Exons: 1
Coding region: 88-900 (270 amino acids)
Biological process (GO): regulation of G protein-coupled receptor signaling pathway
Source: RefSeq, a predicted model, not a curated record